Messenger RNA from Vicia faba (fava bean), 339 nucleotides. The record is from the annotation of a GenBank genome assembly. Lineage: Eukaryota; Viridiplantae; Streptophyta; Magnoliopsida; Fabales; Fabaceae.
AUGACAGAAGGUCCACUUCAGGAGCGUGUGUUUUUUCUAGGCCCUAAUGUGGUUUCUUGGUGGUCUAAAAAGCAGCAGCUUGUAGCUCGACCCAGUGCAGAAGCAAAGUAUCGUAGCAUGGCUCAGUUGGCUGCUGAACUAAUCUGGAUUCAGUAUUUACUCAAGGAACUACACUGUCCUUCCGAGGUGCCUAAGAUUUUGUGUGAUAAUUUGAGUAUAAUUACUCUUGCUCAUAAUCCUGUUCUUCACAACAGGACCAAACAUAUGGAGCUAUAUAUUUUCUUUGUGCGUGAGAAAGUCCUCAGCAAGAGUCUUAUUGUAGCACAUGUUCCAGCUUAG